AUGCCGGCAUUCCAUAGAUCAGCGUCAAAACUUAUCCCCCUGACAAGAGCCUCCGCAAGACCACCAACUCAUCUCGUCUCGAAACCUCAACUCAACCCUCUCACGCGACGCCAAUUUCACCUCUCAGCCGUAGGAGAUGCCGUUGUCUUCACGGCAAACAGUAUCUCGUCCAUCCACACCGCCGGAAUCCCAUGGUACUUGUCCAUCCCGCUCGUCGCUCUCGGAGUGAACUUCUCCUUCCGCCUGCCCAUCCAAUACUACACAAGGCAGCUGGUAAUUAAAAGAAGCGCCCUGAACCCGCUCGUAUCAGCAUGGAGCUCACGUCACGCCGUUUCCACUCCAAGGGGAAGUAGCGAGCAUGCGGAGCGUCUUUGGAAGCUGCGCGUCGCAGGGUUGACGGAGAAGUCCCGCAAGAGGAUAUACAAGACGUUCCGGGUGCAGCGGUGGAAGACGCUGGCGCCGUUUCUAAGCAUGGUGCCGUUUGUCGUCGUCUCGGAGGCUCUGAGACGGCUUUGCGGCGCUCCCAUGGGGUGGAUAAGUCAUUCGAUUGGGUUGGCGAAUAUGGACAAGGUGUCUGCUACCUUGUCGGAUGCGAGUGGUUUGUUCGACGAGGGACUCGCGCAUGGCGGGUGUCUGUGGUUUGCCGACUUGACAGCCAUGGACCCUUACUAUGUUCUGCCGAUGCUGUGUUCGGCCUUGUUGGCGCGAACGUCUUGGGGGAGGCUGUCCAAGGAUCAGCUGGGCGUCCUGUUGAGUCUUGACGGGUCCCGGGCGCCAAAGACGCCGAUGGCGAGGAUACAGACGGGCAUCGGCCGGGCACUGCUCUUGAUUCCACUGUUUCCUAUGUUGUUUGCGGAUCUUCCAAGCGCUAUUUUCUUGUACUGGGCGACUACGUUUGCGCUCAACGACGUGAAUGAGUCCAUCUUGGAGAGGGCUAUUCCCAAGCAGGCUCCCAAGCUCAAAAUGGUGCAGAGAAUACCUCCCGCAUUGCCGUAUUUACGGGGAAGUCACGGAGACGCGAGCAAAGGUGCAGGGUCAGUGCACUAG
This is a messenger RNA of Metarhizium brunneum ARSEF 3297, 1047 nucleotides long. RefSeq names its product Cytochrome c oxidase assembly protein COX18 (gene COX18). Gene Ontology annotation, cellular component: mitochondrial inner membrane. Gene Ontology annotation, molecular function: membrane insertase activity. Gene Ontology annotation, biological process: protein insertion into mitochondrial inner membrane from matrix. Lineage: Eukaryota; Fungi; Ascomycota; Sordariomycetes; Hypocreales; Clavicipitaceae. The record is from RefSeq and is a predicted model, not a curated record.